Molecule: messenger RNA, 4766 nt
Organism: Strongylocentrotus purpuratus (purple sea urchin)
Lineage: Eukaryota; Metazoa; Echinodermata; Echinoidea; Camarodonta; Strongylocentrotidae
Gene: phf14
Product: PHD finger protein 14
Exons: 18
Coding region: 77-2137 (686 amino acids)
Biological process (GO): regulation of transcription by RNA polymerase II
Source: RefSeq, a predicted model, not a curated record
GCGCACUGUACAUUGCACUCCAUGACUGAUCGUGUACGAGGCUGAUUCAAGAGCUAGGGAACUAAAUCAUAGAAAGAUGGAAGACCCCGAGACAAAUGGAUCGAACGAAGAGCCAGACCAAGUGCAGUUCCUGUACAAGGCUAUGUAUCAAAGGGAUCCACAGAAGAGGAGAGUGAAACCAGUUGAUCAUCAUCUUCUGCAGUUAGACUUUGGCUUGAGUGAUAGUGACAGUGAUAGUGACUUUGAACUGAAGGGAGAUCAUGAAAGUGACUCAGGAGGAUCACACGGAGAUGGAGGUGUUGGCAGUAGUGACGAAGAUAAUGAUGAUGGUGAUGAAGAUGAAAGUGAUGAGGACAGUGGCAGCAGUAACCUGGACAAGGGAUCGUCAGAGAGCGAGACUGAGGAGAAGCUAACGGUCGAUCAGAUGAUUGCAAAGGCUAAGAAAACGAAAGGGCAUAGUCAGUCACCAAAAUCAGGGAACAGAUCUGGAGACAAAUUAAAGAUAGUGAUCUGUUGUGUGUGUCUUGGUGAAAACAGCGAAGACACAGAUGAGAUUGUGGAGUGUGACAUGUGUGGGGUCCCAGUCCAUGAAGGUUGCUAUGGUGAGAACCAGAGUGAUGCGGACUCAACAUCCAGUAAUCAGACUGCUAGCUCUACAGAGCCGUGGUUCUGUGACCAUUGUAAAGCUGGAGUCCUCAAUCCUACAUGUGAGUUAUGUCCUAAUCUUGGAGGAGCAUUCAAGGAAACAGACGCUGGAAGAUGGGUCCAUGUUGUUUGCGCCCUCUAUGUUCCUGGGGUUGCAUUUUCGGAUGUUGCUAAGCUGAGAUGGGUCACUCUGUCCGAGAUGGCACCUGCAAAGUGGGGAGCAAAGUCAUGUAGCUACUGUGAAGAUGAGAGGUUUAGUCUAACAGGAGUAGCAAUCAGUUGUGAUGCAGGGAUGUGUAGAAACUUCUUCCAUGUCACAUGUGGUCAGAGAGAAGGACUGUUAUCAGAGGCUUCACCUGAUGAGGAGAUUGCCGAUCCAUUCUAUGCGUACUGCAAGCUUCAUGUUGAGAAGGGUAUCCGACGUUACAAGCGUCAGAACUGGCUUGCUAUCCAGUCCAAUCAGAAGCAAGCAAGCUCUGUCAAUCAGCGUCUAGCUGCCCUGCCAGAUAGAGUCCAUGCCAAGUUCCUAAGCAGGUUCCAGGACCAAUACAAGGCUAUGAGGAGGCUGAAACCAGACCCCUGGGUGCCCCCAGAGAAGGUCCCCCGGGCCCUCACUACCAGUGCCUCGGCCUGCAGACGUCUCAUGCGUAAGGCCGAGCUGAUGGGCUUUACCGUGGAUAAUAUGAGGGCGGCUCACGUUAGACACAAGAGCAGUCAGCAGGUCAGCAGGAAGUGGCAUAUCCCUCCAGCAUUCUCAGCAGAGUUUGUCAACUACUGUAUAGAUCGAGAUGAGAGGAUGAAUAAUCUAAAGUCUCGUCUCAGUGAUUUGAUGAAGCAUAGUGAGAAGCUCCAAUCCCUUGAAAGUCAGUUACGCCGCAAGUAUGAUGGGCUAUCGGUACAAGUAGCAGAAAUGCGAUCAUGUCAAGCCGAGAGUCGUGGGGAAGUAGAAGCCAUGUGGAAGACACUGGGUGCGUUGGCAGGCAAGAAGCUACAGCAGCCUCAAGUCCUUAGCCUUCCUCGAAUUAGGAAAACACCAACCAAGAGAGAAGAAAAAGAAGAGCUGAAGUCUCCAGGUGUUAUUCAUCUGUGUGGCCUAUGUGAGCAGUCUCAUGACCAGCAUCUACUCGUGCUGUGUGAUAUCUGUAAGAAGUAUUACCACAUGGGUUGCUUGGAGCCGCCACUGACACGCCUACCAAAGAAGAGUGCUUUCAGUGUUUGGCAAUGUUCUGAGUGUGUUAGUAGUAGCAGUGAUGAGAGUGAUGCAGAAGAAAGCAAGGAAGUAGAGGAAGAGCCGAGACGUAAGAGACGGAUCAUCAAGGAACCCCUCAAGUUUACCACUCAGUAUCCAGACUUCCUGUCUACCAAAAGGGCUACCAAACCAAAGGGUAAAGGAAGGAGUAAGAUGGCAACAAAGAGGAAACAGAUCAAGACUGAUCCUACUGAUGAUAUGCAGCUUGAUCCAGCACCAAAGACCAGAAGGAAAUCAAGGUGAUGGACUUUAUUGCAGGGCUUGUUGAUAAUGUAGCAUACAGGUAGCAAGUGACAUGAUCUACACAUUUCCAUAAUGUUUAGAAGGUACUAACCAUGAAGAGAAAAUGUAGGGGCAACGUGAAGCAAUCAUGGUAAUUUUUAUUUUGAUUUGUCAAAUAUCAUUUUACUUUGUUUUGCAGGGUGGUAGAUAAUGUCUUGUCUUUCUUAUUGUGAACUCCAAUUUAUGACAGUUCGUAGGAAAGGUUGGGAAAUAUGUAAGGUUCGAAGGCCAGUGCACUUUAUCAUAAAAACUUGUUAUCAGAAACAACUGCCAAAAAUCUAUUGCAAUUGCAAAUUUUUCACACAACCUGUCAAGUGCCAGGAUUUCAGUAGGUUGUAUUUUCAAUGAUUGUUACUUGUUAUUGCUAAUUAGUUUUAAGAAAUGGGUCCAGCAGACCAUUGACCAUUAAUUACUUUGGAGUGGGCAUUUUAAAACUAUGCAUUCUCCAAGUAUGUAGUUUAUCAGGUUUCUCAAAAAUAGGCUGAAUGGUUAGAUACUCUUUGUUAUGACUAAGUGAUGGCUAUAUCUGCCACAGGUCAUUUUAAGUUCUAUUCUUACCUCUUGGUGCAUUAUGAUAAUUGAAAACUCCAGUUGAAAUUUCAUUGUUUUUGUAAACUGUAAUCCUAAUAGUAGAUGUGAUGAUCCCUCAAGAUUUAUCAUGAAUUAACAACUCUUGAUACAUUAUGUUGCAUUUGUGACCCAACUAAAAAAAGAGAUACAAGAAUUGAAAGUCUGUUUCAUUAAUGGCAGAAAACUGCAUUAAAAAAAACACACAGAUUGAUUUGCUGUUGCAUUCCCUGUUGCUUAGUUUGAAAGUAAAACAAAAGCAUGUAUUGUUGAAUUAGGCCUAGGCCUGUACUUUCUUGCAGUCACUUUUGAACUCUAGCUGUAACAGAUAGUCAUCAUCAAACUUUCAUUGUAAUGUUCUGAAUUUGGCAUGUGAUUGUAAAUUGAAGUAAACAUACAUGUAAUAAAGUAGAUUUUAACAUUGUGGAAGAUUAAAACGAACAUUUCAGUCUACUUAUGUUAGGAGUAUUUUGAUAGAAAUACAUGUACAGUGGCUGAAUUCUAAUAACAAGUACAAAACAAUAGGUGUGAUAUUGGAGCACAGAAAGUUAUCUUCUGCGAUAUUAGCUUUUGUAUCAGUUUAAAUAUUUGUGGCUAGUAUGUUAAAGUAGAAAGAAAACAUGUUAAAAAAUGUUCUCAUUAUGUUCCCCCUGUAUGACAAGUUACAUGUGCGUGAUAUUUUGAUGUUCCGUCCAUGAUUUUUGAUGAAGUUUAGUGUAAAUAUGUAAAGGAAAGUCCAUUUUCAGGCUGUCAGUCAUUCUGUCUGAGCCGAAGCACACUACAUUGCAGUCUGACAUAGGUUUGUGCAAACAGCUUUCUGAUCGUCUUACACAGGCUAGUGGUUAAUAUAAGGGACUUUGCAUCUUCACCUCUAAUUUGUGUAAUAUUCCAAAAGGGGAUACAAUUUAAAGUGACUCGUUAACAUUGCCUCAGAUUAUGAAACAAAAUCCUGGAUUUAGCUCAUGCUGCAAUCAUAAUUAUAAACCUUUAGGUCAGUCAGGAAUCCCAUGACUUUCAUAAGCCGAUCGCCUGUCUCAUCAUCAAGAUAUUUAUGAUUGGUAACCAAAAUUUUAUUUUUUGUUUUCCUAACGGUUUAUUGGGGAAAAUGAGUAUGGUAAAACCGGUCACUCAAAGUUUUUUCCUUUUUUGAUGCACUUCUUGAUCAUUUUGAAUCGCAAUUUUGUUUAUGGCUUCACUAUUACACCAUAUCACAGACGCUGAUAACACGUAGGGCCAUGCAUCUCAGAUUUAACAUUGUUAAACGAUGCCUUUAAGGUACAUCAGCUCAGAAUGUUUAGUAUCUUGCUGUUUGUCACAUUUUUUCAAAUCUGAAAAACAGCUUUCAGGCCUUGCCAAAACAAUAAAAUAGCUGUUCGAGAAAUUAAGUGUCUAGUCGAGACCUGAAAUACUUCUACCAUCGUUUUCAAUUUCAGUAACGUAGCAAGUGUUAUCAAUGACCAAGAGGCAAGAUUAAUUUUUUUCAGACAAUAGAUAAGAUCUUAAUAAGCUGCUUGUUGGCACUUUCAUAUUUAAAAAAACAUGUUUACUUCAAACCAACUGUCCUGUUCUCAAAAUACUGAAUUCACAGAUUUGACUGUUUUUCAGCGAGAGAAGGAUGUUUACUUUAAAACCGUCAAGGUUAAACAAAAUUAAUCAGGCGAAGCAUAUAUUCUUGCAACAUGCAUAUUAUUGUGAGACAUUUCAUCAUACGUGUGUAUGUCUAGGUUUCAGUGCUAAAACUGAAGAUUUGAUUAUCUUUGUAAAUGUAAUUCUUGAAUUCAUGUAGUAUACGUAGGCAUAAGUGUCGCCUGUUUCAUUUUUGUACUUUCUAAUUUAAAUGUUUUCAGUGAUGUUAUUCUGGUAGUAGUUUAACAUUUUGUUUUGUUACCAUCUUGUAAUGUGAAGGAAAGUGGGACAAUCUUCCCCUCUUUUAUGUACAUCUGUGUAUGAUGUAUUCAUGUUUAGUGUUUGUAAUUGGUUCACUUAUUGUGCCAUUAAAUCAUGCACUUGCCACUAGUACAAA